Messenger RNA from Desarmillaria tabescens, 984 nucleotides. RefSeq lists its product as uncharacterized. The coding region runs from base 1 to 984 and encodes 327 amino acids. Lineage: Eukaryota; Fungi; Basidiomycota; Agaricomycetes; Agaricales; Physalacriaceae. The record is from RefSeq and is a predicted model, not a curated record. The transcript is spliced from 4 exons.
AUGGUUCUUAAUUUCAACGACGCGCUACCCUAUUUCCUUGACGAAAUCUACGACGAUGUUUUCCGUAUGCUUUCCGUGUUCAUCAAAGAUUCAUCUUUGGAUGACACAUCACUUUCUCUUCCCGAGUCUGAUCUGUCUCAUACCAUCAUUCGUCCGUCGUUAUUCACUGUAGUUGGGUCGAUCCGUGACCAAGCAUUCUCAUCCCAGGAAGCUACUGCCGUCAUCACGGUGCUUGACGAUAUCCUUUUCCCUCGGGAUCCAAGCCAUAUUGCAUCAUCGUGGAAAGAGCUAUGCGACAGAACUAUCUCCUUAAUGGUUGAUUUUAUAACAAUAAAUUGGGACCAUACGCCGCAUUCCUCCUACCGAUUUAACACUGCAUGUUGGGUGUUGACCAAUCUCCUUGCGAAGCGCAGUCCGCUAGCUUUUACUGUGUUCCUUGAAAAGCAAUGUCUGCAGUUUCUUGGAAACCAUACAUUUCGUGAAGCUUCGGUUGCGAUGGUUAGCGAGUAUGUUGCAGGAAUUUUCGCCAUGCAACACGGAUCGGAUGGAGCUGUGGAUGCAGCAAUGCUUCAGCUGCACAUGGACUACCUCCAUAACCCACACAAUCUUUUCACUGCGUGUUCUAUCUUGGCCACACAUGGCAUGAACAAUAACCGGAGUGUCAUUCACAGGAACAUCAUGGCACUGGUGCAGCUGCAUCCACGAGACGCUACCUGGGACGAGUGUCGCAGGAAACUUCGUGAUCUGGUAGAAAGUGAUGGCAGGGACUUUUUCAGUAAACAGCUCACAUGGACAGGCUAUGAUGAAAUUCGCCCACUGCACACCGACGAAAUCCAACUCGAAAAGGAAAACAUCAGAUAUGCGAUACAUGUUCUUGAUGACUUUUUUGACCACGAAGGUCAUACCGUGGUACCCUCGGAGUUGUCACCAGCAGCGACCACCGAUAGGGCACAUAGGUCACUUUUUGGGAUGGUGCCUUGGUAG